AUGGAAGACCAAAUUUCAAAAAUUUCUGAUGCUGCUAAUCGAAUGCGUAUUUCUUCAAUUGAACAAACUGCUAAAGCAAAUUCUGGCCAUCCAACAAGUAGUUGUAGUGCUGCUGAAAUUAUUGCGACACUGUUUUUUUCUGAAAUGCGUUAUUCGGUUAAGGAACCUAAACAUGCUUCUGCUGAUCGUUUUGUUUUGUCUAAGGGUCAUGCCUGUCCGAUUCUCUAUGCUGCUUGGGAAGAAGCAGGCUUGUUAACUCGAGAGCAAGUUUUGACUCUUCGCAAAUUAACUUCUGAUAUUGAGGGACAUCCAACUCCGAGGCUUUCAUUUAUUGAUGUUGCUACAGGCUCUCUUGGACAAGGACUUUCUUGUGCUGCUGGAAUGGCUUAUACUGGCAAAUAUAUUGACAACGCUUCAUAUCGUGUCUAUUGUCUUUUGGGGGAUAGUGAGAGUGCAGAAGGAUCUGUUUGGGAGGCUGCAGCAUUCGCAAGCUAUUAUAAAUUGGAUAACCUCGUUACAAUUGUUGAUGUUAAUCGACUUGGACAAUCUCGUGAAACUAUGCUUGGCCAUGAUUUGUUUACUUAUGCUAAACGUUUUGAAGCUUUUGGUUUUAAUAGUAUUAUUGUUGAUGGACACGAUGUGGCUGAUUUAUUGAAAGGUUUUGAUGAAGCAAGUCUUGAGGGCAAAUUGAAUGACUUUCUCCCAUUAGAUUACCUCCAUUGGUUAUUUGCCCUCUUGUUUUCCUUGUUAUUUUUUGGUUAUGUUUUCUAGUUAUUCUUCCGAAUUAGGACCAAUCCCACACCUCACUUUUAAUUUUUGCUGCCAUUUUAUUUUUUUCUUACUUG
Messenger RNA from Meloidogyne enterolobii, 845 nucleotides. The record is from the annotation of a GenBank genome assembly. NCBI's taxonomy places the organism in Eukaryota, Metazoa, Nematoda, Chromadorea, Rhabditida, Meloidogynidae.